ACGUUACCGUAUCAGAAAUGAAACAUGCACGGUAGAUCAAUUAGGAUGGUUUCUUCUCUAAAGUAUACUAUCUUAAGAAAUCUUGCUUUUUAUUAAUAUAAAGUGUCGUAAAAGUUUAACAAUUUUUUUUAAUGGAGCAAUGUUUUACAUCAAUGCAUACUCUUAAUAGACUAAACCAAUAAAAAUUGUUCUUUAGUCUUUAAUGCACAACUUUUUUUCUUCAAGUUUAAUAGCAAACACUCUUUUUAUUCAAUAGUUUAGAGCUUUAAAUUCAAUCUUUUUUUCCUUCGACGAUUUCCUGGAAUAUAUAUUGUUAAACAGGAGUAAAUGUUAACUAAAAUUUCUAAAAGUAUCUAAUUUGUAUAACAAAAUCCUGCCGCAACAAGCAUUGUUUUUCUAAUAUAACACAAGUAUGGAGUAUCUUUACAUGAGUAACUGUGAUUUUUUUGAAUCCAAAGAAAAUUUAAAUGCUUCAAACAGUAUCCAAUCUCCAUCAAAAAAAAUGAAUGUUAAAACGUCUUACAUUCACCUAAGAGGAAAACCAACACAAGACCUUACUAAAACAAAACUAUGUGAAAAUUAUAUUAAGGGUUUAUGUUAUGAUUCAAAGUGUAAAUGGGCUCAUGGUCGCCAUGAACUUAGAUCAACUGAAAAUUUUUAUAAAACGUCACUUUGUAAAUAUUGGCUUAAUUCUAUUUGUUAUGCGGGAGAGUCAUGCCGCCAUGCUCAUGGGGAAGCAGAAUUGCGAGAGCCUAAGGUACCCGCUCGUGUAUGCCUUCAAAACAAUAAAACAAGACAUAGUCAUUUAAAUACGGGAAACCCUGAUAUAUCACCAUCAAAUUUCUUAAAUUUUGAGAGAAAUGUUGAAGGAAGCAAGUUGAACCUAAAUUUGCAACAAUUUUCCGGAAAAACUACAAAGUUGAAGACGUCAGAUCGAAUGAUCGAAACACGUCCAUUAGGUUGUGAUUGGUCUCACGGAUCUAUCAAUAAAUUCAAUGAUUGUGCUUCAACAGUACCGCCAACUGUAGCUGGUGAUUCGAGCUAUAGCACUCCACAAGGUUAUGUUGCAAGUCAUAGUGAUAAAGAAAUCAAACCAGUCGAAGUGUCUGAAAAUGUUCAAUCAUUAAAACAGGUUGAAAGCAUUUUGAAAAACAUCCAAGAAACUCAUGAAGCUACGAGAGAACGAUCCGCAGAUGUGUCAACAAUUCCAUAUUGGAGGUCGGCUCACGAUACUGAUGGAGUUCGUCGAUAUACCGUUCCAACAUGUUCACACAUCAAUUUUGAUAAAAAGAAUGUCGCAUUAUUAGAAAAAUCUCGUGCAUAUCAAGAAACGGAACCGGAAUUUUUUCUUUCUUUUUAUUCGCAUGAUUAUGAUUUACCCAUUAAUACAUCCUUUAAUCAUUCACCGGAUUAUCGACGUUACACAGUACAUGACGUUUUGAAGUUGGAUUCAAAAGAACAUUUAGACUCUUUUAAUCACUCGAACAGGCAAAGAGCAGUUAAAAAUCAAUUUUGCAAUGAGUGCUUACCUGCGUUAAACCGUUUCGAUUCACUUCAUUUUGAUAAACUACUUUCUGAUGUAAAUCCAUUUGAGAUAGAGAAUAAUAAAAAAAAUACUGAAUUGGUGUUCGAUCCCUUCCAAUCAUCAAUGUCAUUUUUGCAUCCAUCGGAUUAUUGUGAUUCGAAGGAAGUAAAUGAAAACAAAACUGAACGGAAUUCAGUUGCAAUAUGUUUAACGGAAAAUGACACUGAAAAAAGUACUUAUGCAAACAUACUACCUGUGUGUGAAAAAUCAUUUCCCGAAGUCAAUUUAAUAAAUUAUUUAGAUUAUUGGCCGAGUGUAAGAGGCUCGGGAGCAACAAAUCAGUUAUUUCAAAAUUUGUCUAAGAAAUCAUCAGAAAAACAUUUAACACAUUUAAAUUAUGAGCAGGAUCCAAAUUUACAUUCAUUUGGCAACUCGGCCAAAUGGAGUUCUUUAAAUGAUCAAAUGUUCUCUAGUCGAUUGAAUAAUAAUGCCGAUUUAGGGGAUCCAUUAUUUCCUAUGGAAUUGUGUGAUAUUAGACGAAAGAAACGACAUACUCUACCGGCAAUUAAUUUUGACAAUUUACCAGACAUAAGUUUUUUUGAAAAAAUCUGGAAGGAACGACCCAUUUAAACUGGAAACCAUACAUUUUAAAUGAAAAAAUUAUUUUUUCUAGUGAUGGAUAAAGCAUAUACGUUUGUAUUUUUACACAAGUCUGUAUAUUUUAAUAUUAAAGUUUUUUCAUUUUAUCUAUUGGAUUAAUAAAAAUGUUUUAAGUGUAAUGAAGCGGAAUCCGGCUUUUCCAAACCGCUUUUUUUUCAAAAAAAACACAUUUGAAAAUAGAAAAAAAGUCGUGAAAUUUUUUAUUAAAAUAAAAAAGUAUUUCACAUUAAUGUUAUAUCUUUUGUAAAGGGAAUAUGUUUCAUACAAUUUUGUGUGGUUAAAAAAAAUUGUAAAUCUGUCAAAACUCUUUUUUCCUCUCAUGAAUAAAUUGUCAUCGCGUUAAAAUAUAUAACCUGCCUUUAACUUAAAACUAUUAGAAACACACACAUUUAGCUAUAGAAUGCUACACAAAAUUGCGCUUUUGGUAACUAAAAAGUAUCUUUUUUUUAUAUUGGUUUUUUAUAAUACAUGUAAUGUUUUGUAAAUAAUUUUUGAAAUAAUUCUUGUCAUGAAUAAUGAAUUCUAUGCAAUUUUCAUGAAUGUCAG
Messenger RNA from Hylaeus volcanicus, 2731 nucleotides. RefSeq lists its product as uncharacterized. The coding region runs from base 413 to 2155 and encodes 580 amino acids. Gene Ontology annotation, molecular function: metal ion binding. The record is from RefSeq and is a predicted model, not a curated record. Lineage: Eukaryota; Metazoa; Arthropoda; Insecta; Hymenoptera; Colletidae. The transcript has 10 exons.